This is a messenger RNA of Spodoptera litura, 552 nucleotides long. Lineage: Eukaryota; Metazoa; Arthropoda; Insecta; Lepidoptera; Noctuidae. The record is from RefSeq and is a predicted model, not a curated record.
AUGGACGCCCGAUUUGAAUACGACGUCUGCGAUUUACCCUUCGACGGGUAUUUUGCGCCUGAAGAAAAAAGAAGACCAAGACGAUUUGGCUGUCCAUUCUCUCGAGGACACUUUGCACAAUAUGGUCCAGGUUUUGGACCACAUGGUCCAGGUUUUGGACCGUAUGGACCCGGCAAUGGACAAAAUGGGCCUGGUUAUGGACCAAAUGGACCUCAAGACCGCUUCCCUGGCAAUCAAGGACCGCCUGAUGGCCGUGGGCCCACUUGGGAUCAACAGGGACCCGGUUGGGAACAGCAAGGACCUCCAUGGGGCCGAUUUGGGCCUGGAUGGGGUCGUUUUGGACCUGGAUGGGGCCAACAAGGACCUCCAAGACGUGAUGGUGAUGGACCGGGAGACCAUUUCCACGGACCACCUGGAUAUGGACCAGGCCCUGAUGGCAGGCCUCAAGAAUUCAAUGGGCCUAAUAAUGAGCAGUUUAGGCGUUCAUGGUUUGGGUUUGGGAGACGUGAGCCUUCUGAGGGACAGGAAAAGCCCAUGGGAGGGUCUUAUUAG